This is a messenger RNA of Benincasa hispida (wax gourd), 854 nucleotides long. Its product is annotated as protein TIFY 9-like. The record is from RefSeq and is a predicted model, not a curated record. Gene Ontology annotation, cellular component: nucleus. Gene Ontology annotation, biological process: response to wounding; regulation of defense response; regulation of jasmonic acid mediated signaling pathway. Lineage: Eukaryota; Viridiplantae; Streptophyta; Magnoliopsida; Cucurbitales; Cucurbitaceae.
CCUUCAAAUAUUGUUCUGUGAUUUCAUAAUCAAAAUCCUUCACUCUCUUUUCUCUCACACUUCCACUCCCUUCCUCCUCCAAAUAUGUCCAUUGUUGAACUCGAUUUCUUCGCCAUGGAAAAUCAAUCCGCCGCCGCCGCCUCCAACUCCACUCUCUUCCGUCGCCAAAGAAGCCUCAAAGAUAUUCAGAGCGCCAUUUCCAAAAUCAAUCCCGCGAUUCUCAAAUCUCUCAUCGUCUCUGGCUCUGCCGAUCAUAAUCCUUCCGAUUUCACUAUUCCAAUUGCGAUUUGUCCGAAAUUCCAAUCGCCGCCUCCGUAUCGGAGUCCUAAUGGCGAUCAGAAUCUUUCGACACCACUGCCUGUUUAUUCCGCCUCUACCUCAAGGUUGAGUCCAGAGAUCGCUUCCAAUAAAUAUCCUCUAACGAUUUUUUACAAUGAAACCGUCGCCGUUUUCCACGUUUCUCGUGAAGAGGCUAAAAGCAUUCUGACGUUUGCUGAAAAGGGCAGCAGCGCAAGCAAUGGGAAGGGUGAAGCUGAAAAAGGGAAAUCAAUGGCUGAAAUUUCUUCAAAUCAGCACCAACAGCUGGUGAACGUUGAUCCUCAAGAUGAAGAUCUUCCAUUAGCAAGAAAAAGGUCGCUUCAAAGAUUUUUGGAGAAACGCAAGGAGAGGUUAAUUCCUGCUGGGCCCUAUGGUUGUCGCUAAUUCUAAUGAGUCAAGGGAAGACUACGAGUUAAUUGGGAAUUACUACUCUCAAUUUAUUCCAAAUAAGUACAAAUUUUGUACUAUUUAUUUCCAUUAGUUUAUUAUUUUAUUAGGGUUAGGAAGUUGUGCUUAACAACUUUGAUUCAAACUCU